AUGAUGCUCGACGAGUCCCUAGAACGAGCAGAACCCACUGGACUACCCUUGCACGCAACGGGGAAAAUGGAAGAUUUACUGGUGCCAGCUCUAGUCACUCGGCCAUUGACGGGACUACAGGUGGUACAGGUGAUAGAUUUGUCAUGGGGAGGAUGGCACAGUGGCAGUGAUGUCGGGUACUACGAGCAUGGUGCUAGUUCGAUUCCGCUCCCAGCGAACUAA
This is a messenger RNA of Angiostrongylus costaricensis, 222 nucleotides long. The record is from the annotation of a GenBank genome assembly. NCBI's taxonomy places the organism in Eukaryota, Metazoa, Nematoda, Chromadorea, Rhabditida, Metastrongylidae.